AGUUUACAAUCAUAAUAUAGUCAGCCGUAAUCGAUAUGACGACACCGAUCUUAUAAAUGAAGGCUGCACUGUGUUAUACUAUCAGUUAAACCUCAUAUCCUCGAGACGUUCGGCUACAGUGAGAGCCAACGUUUUACGAAAUACCGAAACAAGUGUGCAGAGCGUUCACGCUUUGUGUCACAAGUGUUACGAGUGAGUGUCGUCGAUUACAUAAAAUGCCCUGUCCAUUCAUGGGUUCGCUCAAUCAAGCUUUCGUGCGAAAUUAUGGCACCGUACUGAUGAAACAGUAUGGAAACUUUUGCCCGAUAAUUUCCAGAGGAUUCCGCUCUCUAGGUCAAGACGAGACCAAAUGUCCAUUCAUUCAGAAAAACAACGCCGUCGUCGCGGACGCUCCCAAGGAGAUGACCGAGGACAUCGUCGAGCGCGCCCGGCCCUACUCCUACGAUAAGUUCUUCAACGAGCAAAUAAGCGCCAAGAAGAGGGAUUACUCGUACCGUGUGUUCAGGAAAGUGUCGCGGUUGGCCGCGGACGGUAUGUAUCCUCAGGCCCUCGAGGGGCUGGACAACCGGCGCGUGACGGUGUGGUGCGCCAACGACUACCUGGGCGCGUCGCGGCACCCGAGCGUGCAGGACGCGGCCGUGUCCGCCAUCAGGUCGUACGGCACGGGCGCCGGCGGCACGCGCAACAUCGCCGGCAACUCGCAGAUGACGGAGCAACUCGAAUCCGAAAUUGCCAAACUGCACAAGAAACCCGCAGCUUUAAUAUUUAGCUCCUGCUACGUCGCAAACGAUGCGACGUUGUCGACUCUAGCUAAAAUUUUACCCGGUUGCAUUGUCUAUUCGGACGCGGGCAACCAUGCCUCUUUGAUACACGGAGUCAGAAACAGUAGAGCGCCGAAGCACAUAUUCAGACACAAUGAUCCGAAACACUUGAGGGAGCUGCUCUCCCAAUCGCCGGAAGGCGUCCCGAAGCUAGUCGUUUUUGAGACUGUCCACUCGAUGAGUGGAGCCAUCUGUCCUUUAGAAGAAAUGUGUAACAUAGCCCACGAAUACGGGGCGUUGACUUUCGUCGACGAAGUCCACGCGGUAGGUCUGUACGGGAAGCACGGCGCCGGGAUCGGAGAGGAGCGAGGCAUCGAGCACAAGAUAGACAUCCUGUCCGGCACGCUGGGCAAGGCCUUCGGGAACGUGGGCGGCUACAUCGCGGGCUCGUCGCUGCUCGUGGACACGGUGCGGUCGCUGGCGCCCGGCUUCAUCUUCACGACGGCGCUGCCGCCGCCCGUGCUGGCGGGCUCGCUGGCCGCCAUCCGCCUGCUGGCCGGCGAGGAGGGCCGCAGCCUGCGCGCCAAGCACCAGGCCAUCGUGCGCUACCUGAAGCUGUCGCUGCUGGUGGCGGGGCUGCCGCAGAUGCCGUCGGUGUCGCACAUCGUGCCGGUGCCCAUCGAGGGCGCGGAGGCGGUGGCGCUGGUGGCGGAGUCGCUGAUGCGGCGCGGCCACUACGUGCAGGCCAUCAACCACCCCACGGUGGCUCGCGGCGCCGAGCGGCUGCGCUUCGCCCCGGGCCCGCACCACACGCCCGAGAUGAUCGACAGCCUCGUCACUGCCCUCAUCGAGUCAUUCCACGAGAACAACAUAAACUUCAACCAGUUCCUGGUGAACGGCACUUGCCGCGAGUGCAGCAUGGAGUACAAGGUCGAGGUGCCCUACGAGGAACCCUACAAGUACCCCAUGAUCGCCGCGUAAACGUGUCUACGCGAAGUGACAGAAUGUUGAAUUAUUGUAUAGUUUAUUUGAGAUAUAUUAUUAUUUAUGGUUCUCGGUUAUAAUGUUAGGGGAAAUAAAACAAUGGUGUCGUA
Colias croceus (clouded yellow) is the source of this 1855-nucleotide messenger RNA. It is a transcript of the gene Alas, whose product is annotated as 5-aminolevulinate synthase, nonspecific, mitochondrial. Gene Ontology annotation, biological process: erythrocyte development; hemoglobin biosynthetic process; heme biosynthetic process. Gene Ontology annotation, cellular component: mitochondrion. Gene Ontology annotation, molecular function: 5-aminolevulinate synthase activity; pyridoxal phosphate binding. The record is from RefSeq and is a predicted model, not a curated record. Bases 216 to 1742 code for a protein of 508 amino acids. Lineage: Eukaryota; Metazoa; Arthropoda; Insecta; Lepidoptera; Pieridae. The transcript has a single exon.